Aspergillus luchuensis is the source of this 348-nucleotide messenger RNA. RefSeq lists its product as uncharacterized. The record is from RefSeq and is a predicted model, not a curated record. Bases 1 to 348 code for a protein of 115 amino acids. NCBI's taxonomy places the organism in Eukaryota, Fungi, Ascomycota, Eurotiomycetes, Eurotiales, Aspergillaceae. The transcript has 3 exons.
AUGGUUUUUUUCAAUCUUAUAACAUCUUGCACAGGACCUUUUGAGGUCCAGAGGAAACAUGCUCAUACGCCUCAUGUUCAGGGCCUCCGUACUCUGCAGCAGCCAUGCCUACCUACCGGAACCCAGCGAAGCGGCCCCAGCCUUGCCAGCGAUCAGUUCUGUACCGAAGGAUCUGUGGUGACUAUCACCCAAACUUUAUACGAGAGCUCGCUUGAUUCAAAGUUGGCUAUAUACCGAGCCAUUGUCAUCAAAGAUGGCCAAUGGGUACCUUGUACGCUUGAAUAUCAAGAGUUGAUCAAGCGCAGGAAUGGCAGUAUGGCCCUUGCAGAGUUCAGGCCAUCGUGGUGA